ACAAUCAGCUGAUCGCGUCAGAGCGAGAGUUGCUAUAAAAUUUAUCAAAUGAUUUUCCGAGAGUUCUCAUGAGUUUUCGUGCAGAAAGGACACCCUGGAAUGCUGGGCAGGACGUGGAAUUUGUGCAGGAGUGUCAGGAGAACACAGGGAUGGACAAGUGCUGCAGGAUCAGAUAACAACAAUUUCAGGGUCGUUUUUUCCUAUUACAGGGUUUUCCGCCACUUUUCUAGGCCAUUCUUCAUCUUUAGCGACGUGAACAGGCGGAAAGUGUACGAAAAGAAGAAACUCGUAGGCUACAACGAAGAGCAGAUGUUCAGUGUCGUUUCUGAUGUCGAUAACUAUGAGAACUUCCUGCCUUGGUGCAAGAAAUCUCACGUUCACGGACGACGAGAGAACUUCCUCAAGGGUGAUUUGAUCAUUGGCUUUCCUCCUCUGACGGAGAAAUACACGUCAAACGUGAGUAUGACGAAGCCCACGUACAUCAAGGCGGAGUGCGUCGAUGGGAGACUCUUCAGCUACUUCCUGACCAUCUGGCGAUUUAGUCGAGGACUUAAGGACAUCCCACAGUCUUGUGUGAUUGAUAUUCACGUGGCUUUUGAGUUCAAAUCUGCCAUUCACUCGCAAAUUUCCAACAUUUUCUUCGAUCAAAUUGUGCGACAAAUGGAAGAUGCCUUUAUCAGGGAAGCAGAGUGUAGAUACGGCAAUCCAGCCAUCAAGAGUCACGUUCUGGGAUACAGAAGCUCAUGACCACACCAAAUGCUCUAGGU
This is a messenger RNA of Phlebotomus argentipes, 767 nucleotides long. RefSeq names its product coenzyme Q-binding protein COQ10, mitochondrial. Gene Ontology annotation, biological process: ubiquinone biosynthetic process; cellular respiration. The transcript has 3 exons. NCBI's taxonomy places the organism in Eukaryota, Metazoa, Arthropoda, Insecta, Diptera, Psychodidae. Gene Ontology annotation, cellular component: mitochondrion. The record is from RefSeq and is a predicted model, not a curated record. Gene Ontology annotation, molecular function: ubiquinone binding. Bases 100 to 747 code for a protein of 215 amino acids.